Molecule: messenger RNA, 869 nt
Organism: Polychytrium aggregatum
Lineage: Eukaryota; Fungi; Chytridiomycota; Chytridiomycetes; Polychytriales
Product: kinase binding protein CGI-121-domain-containing protein
Exons: 6
Coding region: 106-708 (200 amino acids)
Biological process (GO): telomere maintenance via recombination; tRNA threonylcarbamoyladenosine modification
Cellular component (GO): cytosol; nucleus; EKC/KEOPS complex
Source: RefSeq, a predicted model, not a curated record
GCACAGCACGACGACCGCAGAUCUGGCCGAACAUUGGGGAGAGCAGCUGGAUUUGGUCAAGCAGCAGCACGGGCAUCGCCAUCCGACUGAAUAGCAGCGCAAGCCAUGGCCACCACCACCACCACCACGCUGCCGCUCCCAGGAUUUCUGGUGCCUCCUCCCAGCGACCAUCCGUAUCCGUCUGUCGCUGUCCACCAGGACGCCAGCGUCGAUCCAUGCUCCAUCCAUGUGUCGCUCUUUGUCAAGGUCCAGAAUCCCGCCCAGAUCAAGAACACAAUCAUCAAGAGCCCUGACACGAUUCCACAAUGCUCGAUGUUGGAUGCUCGCAAGGUUCUGGACCCGUCGCUGAUCCAGCUUGCGGCGCAGAAGGCCAUCCUCGCGCGAGUUCAGGGCAAGAUGAAAACCAAAUCGAUCUAUUCGGAACUGCUAUUCAACUUUACGCCAGGAACGAGUAUUACCGAAUCGCUCAAGUUCUUUGGAGUCUCGGACAAGACCAAUGCCAUAUUUGUAGUUUUCAUCGGAGAGCCAUCGGCAGAGGGAUUGGCCAAGAUCCAGUCGCUCGUGCAAGGAGAACUUGUGCCGCUGAGUCGCCACGCCGAACUGGUGGACCUGCAGGCGGUUGAGAAGAUCUACAAGCUCGGAUCGAGCAAUGCAGCAGAGCGACUAUCGCUGGUCACAAGCUCGAUGGCGCUGAAGGGAUACCAGUGACGAUCCGAGGGCAGGGUGGACGAGGCACGACCAGCGCAGAACGGGCUUUGAGACAAAACCACAGCAGGUGUCCGCGCCCGUCUGAGACUCGCUCUGCGGCGGACGGAGGUGGCCGCUGCACGUUGCUGUCAUGAAUGGAACUAUCAAGUCGUUGGCCCAUG